UUCAAGGAGUUCCACAGUGAUGGGCAAAACCCUAGGCUUCGAAUAAAUCUGAAGUUUGCCGAUGUGUUUGUCUCGCUUCCUCUUUUGAGCAUUCUUCAAAGGAGGAAGCGAGACAAACACAUAUCGACAAACUUCAGAUUUAUUUGGUACACCCUGUAUACGAUGUAUUCGAAUAAUUUAAUAUACGAUUACAAAAUAAUCACUGUCUAAUUAUACGGACCCAGUUAAUUUUCUUUUAUCGAAAGAAUCGAAUUAAUUGUAGAAAAUAUACGAAUCUUAAAUUUUCCGCUCGUCGGCCAUGUUUGACUUUAGUUAGCCCCGAAAAGUAUGCAGCUGUAGCGGCGCUAAACCUCGAUCGUAUUUACGCGUAUUGGCAUAUUUAAGGCAGAGGCGCCUUUACUACGUUCUCAUUGAGCAUCAUUCGGUGAAAUAAAGACAUUUGAACACGUGUAUAUGCGAAAGUAGUGGUGAUUGCCGUGGACGUCGUGCGUAGAAUAGUCGAUCCUAGAAAUAUGAAAUAUAUUUUAGUUACCGGUGGUGUGAUAAGUGGAGUCGGUAAAGGUGUUAUUGCGAGUUCCUUUGGAACUAUACUUAAACAUUGCGGCAUUCAUGUGACGUCUAUCAAAAUCGAUCCUUAUAUAAAUAUAGAUGCCGGUACAUUUUCACCGUACGAGCACGAAGUAUAUGUAUUGGAUGACGGCGGAGAGGUGGAUCUAGAUCUGGGGAAUUACGAACGUUUCCUGGACAUCAUUCUGCACAGAGACAACAAUAUAACAACAGGGAAAAUUUAUCAACACGUAAUCUCUAAGGAAAGACGCGGAGAUUAUUUGGGAAAGACUGUACAAGUAAUACCGCACAUAACAGACGCUAUCCAAGAAUGGGUUGAAAGAGUUGCAAAGCAAUCUGUGACAGAGGAUGGCGAUAAUCCAGAAGUUUGUAUCAUCGAGUUGGGUGGUACGAUAGGAGAUAUCGAAGGAAUGCCAUUCGUCGAAGCUUUCAGACAAUUUCAGUUCAGAGUUAAAAAAGAAAACUUCUGCUGUGCUCACGUAUCUUUGGUACCUCGACCACGGUCCACAGGAGAACCGAAGACAAAACCAACCCAAUCCAGCGUGAGAGAACUACGUGGUUUGGGUUUGUCUCCCGAUCUUAUAGUUUGUAGAUCCGAGAAACCCAUAGGUGACUGUGUGAAAGAGAAGAUUUCAAAUUUCUGUCACGUCGCACCGGAACAAGUAAUAACCAUACACGACCUGACGUCUAUAUAUCGAGUGCCCUUGUUGAUGGAAUCUCAAGGCGUCAUUGAAUUCUUAAACGAAAGACUGCAAUUAAACUUAGCAAUGCCUCGACCACGGUUCUUCAUGAGGAAAUGGAGAGACUUGGCCGAUCGUAUCGAUCACCUGCGGAAGGAUGUAAAUAUCGUGCUAGUAGGAAAAUACACAAAAUUGGAAGACGCGUACGCGUCUGUCACGAAAGCAUUGCAGCACGCUUGCAUCGAAGUUGGCUACAAACUUAACUUAAAGUACAUAGAAGCUGACAAUCUAGGACGAGCUACGAAAACAUCCGAUCCUGUAUUGUAUCACGAAGCUUGGCAACUACUAUGCAAAAGCGACGGUGUCAUAGUGCCAGGAGGCUUUGGCAAAAGAGGGAUUCUAGGAAAAAUGGAAGCGUGUAAAUGGUGCAGGGUUAACGAUAAGCCCUUUCUUGGUAUUUGUUUGGGCUUGCAAGUGGCGGUUAUCGAAUUCGCGAGAAAUGUUUUGGGCAUAGAGACCGCGAAUAGCACGGAAAUCGAUCCGAGAACCGAUCAUCCUCUCGUCAUAGAUAUGCCAGAACACAAUUCAGGUCAGAUGGGCGGGACGAUGAGACUUGGUAAAAGAUACACUCGAUUCACGAAGGAGAACUCUGUCAUAAAACAAUUGUACGGUAACAAGGAGUGCAUAGAAGAGAGGCAUAGACAUAGGUACGAAAUUAAUCCAAAAUAUAUUAACAAAUUGGAAGAGGCGGGACUGCGUUUCGUAGGCCACGAUGAAGAGAACCUACGCAUGGAGAUCGCGGAGUUGGAAGGGCAUAGUUAUUACGUCGCCACGCAAUUCCACCCGGAGUAUUUAUCUAGACCUUUGAAGCCCUCGCCUCCAUUCUUAGGAUUAAUUUUAGCUAGCGUGGGAAAAUUAAAAUAUUACUUAGCUAAGGGUUGCAGACUUUCCCCUCAACAAGUUAGCGAUGACGAAUCCGAUGGGGAGUAUCAAGCGGAACAAAUCACAAAGCAACAAAUAAUCAGUGACGCGAGUAGAAGCGGCAGCACGACAUCUGGCACUAACGAUUAAACCGAUCGACUCAUUAUUUACCAUUUAAUUAUUUAUAAUUUGAAAAUGUUAUUUUUAUGUACAUACGGUAGAAUAAUGAAAAUUUUCUUUAUAAACAAAUGUCGGAUAUACAUUCAGACAUAUGUAUAUAUACAUAUAUCAAAACGACUAAAUAACGAUAUAGUUUGUAAUUUUACUAUGUAAGAUUUUCCAUACUACAAAAGGUUAAUGACUUUUUCUACUGUCUUGUUAAGCAUUAACUUAUAGGAAUUUAUUUUCAUGAAAUAGAUAAAUGAUACCGAUUAGUGCUUGCACUUCACGCGUUAAAUUUGUGUUCAGUUUUUUUUUCGUUCGAUUACAGUGUACAAAACAUAAUUUAUGUGUUCGCUAUUUAUUUAUUAACGAAACUUAUUCGUUGUAGGGUAAUCGUUGACAUCUUUGCGAUUGUAUUUUUUUACAAAUGUAGCAUGCUUUGUCGAUACUUUCAAAUGUACAUGUAGCUUCGCGAAUACAAGCUCGCGAUCAUUUAAAAAAACCAAAAAUUGUAAUUGUACUUAUACACGAUUUUUCCGUCAUCGUUUCGAUCAGUAAGUUGUAAACGUUAUGAUAAAAUUCAUUAUUUCGAUUAGUACAUGGUUUAAAUGAUACUAAAAUUGAAAACAUAUUUUAUGAAGAAAUAAAGGUUAAUGUUUUUUCACAAAUUUUA
Messenger RNA from Hylaeus volcanicus, 3003 nucleotides. RefSeq names its product CTP synthase (gene Ctps). The record is from RefSeq and is a predicted model, not a curated record. The transcript has 11 exons. Gene Ontology annotation, biological process: CTP biosynthetic process; pyrimidine nucleobase biosynthetic process. Gene Ontology annotation, molecular function: identical protein binding; CTP synthase activity. Lineage: Eukaryota; Metazoa; Arthropoda; Insecta; Hymenoptera; Colletidae. The coding region runs from base 513 to 2318 and encodes 601 amino acids. Gene Ontology annotation, cellular component: cytoplasm; cytoophidium.